UCCGCCGUCAUGCUGCCGGGCUCAAUCCAGAUAACGGGCGAGGCGCUGUCCGGGGCGGAGAUCAGGGACAUCUGUGAGAGUCUGAAGGAGAACAGCGUCCGGCUGCUGUCCGUGCGGGGCUGCCAGCUGUCUGACCGGGACUUCGGCCGGGUGUGCCGCGGCGUGUCCGAGUCGCGUUCGCUGGCGCAGCUCAACCUGAACCUCGGCGUGGUGUCCAGCGGCAGUCGCGCCAAGCAGCUCGCGGACGCGCUCGAGGCCAACAGAUCCAUUCAGACGCUUUUUCUGCAUGGAAGCCCUCUUUUAGAUGCAGGGUUGGUCACCCUGAAUACAGCGCUGUCAACGCACCCUUCGCUGGUGUCCUUGGAUCUGGGGGAUUGUAUGUUGGGAGAUGAGGCAGUUCAGCUGAUCUGUGGCAUGCUGCCUCCAGACGGAGCCAAAUCUGGUCUUAGGGAGUUGACCUUGAGCGCAAACCCAGCAAUCACCACCAAGGGCUGGGCUCGACUGGCCAUCGCUGUGGCCCAUAGCUCCCAGCUACGGGUCCUUAAUUUGGACUACAAUCCCUUAGGGGACCAGAUUGCCGGAAUGUUGGCUGUUGCUGUGGCUUCUAGCCGGACUCUAGAAGUUCUAGACUUGGAGGGAACAGGGCUCACAAAUCAAUCAGCACAGGUCUUCCUGGACAUGGUGGAGAACUACCCCACGUGCCUGCGUGUGCUGGUGCUGGCCGAGAACGCCAUCAGCCCCGAGCUGCAGCAGCAGAUAUCCGACUUGCUGUCCGAAGGCGAGGACGACGAUGACAAGGAGGCCGAAGCCCGCGGCAGCUCUGUAGCGCCCAGAGAGAAGCCUGCGUGGCUCCCUCACAGCAGCUCCAACUCCCAGAUGGUCCUGAUGACAUCAGGACUGGGUGAGAGCUUUUUGGCAGAGACAGAGAUGUGAUAACUGGAGCUGCCUUUGGUUUUAGGUUUGCACUGCACGCCGCUACCGCCAGACCACCUGUUAGCGUGCAACCACUCAUACUGCAUGACCUGUAGCACUUAGCGGUAGACCGUUUGAAGCUGGCACAAAAUAAAAACCUCGAUCACCAAGUGACUUAUGAUACUCUAUAGUGAAUUAUUUAUUUUCCAGAUGUACAGAUUAUUUAUAAGCAGCUAUUUAAGCAGCCACAGUGUACUCUUCAUUUGAACAGCUAUGUAGGAUUGUUGUGAUGGCCUGAUGUCUGAAUAAAUCUAUUUACAACUUU
Messenger RNA from Colossoma macropomum (tambaqui), 1237 nucleotides. It is a transcript of the gene lrrc73, whose product is annotated as leucine rich repeat containing 73. The transcript has 6 exons. The record is from RefSeq and is a predicted model, not a curated record. Gene Ontology annotation, molecular function: protein binding. Bases 10 to 933 code for a protein of 307 amino acids. Lineage: Eukaryota; Metazoa; Chordata; Actinopteri; Characiformes; Serrasalmidae.